This is a messenger RNA of Aspergillus melleus, 546 nucleotides long. RefSeq lists its product as uncharacterized. The transcript has 3 exons. The record is from RefSeq and is a predicted model, not a curated record. Lineage: Eukaryota; Fungi; Ascomycota; Eurotiomycetes; Eurotiales; Aspergillaceae. Gene Ontology annotation, molecular function: oxidoreductase activity. Bases 1 to 546 code for a protein of 181 amino acids.
AUGACUAAGCUGCCCAAGUCCAAGGCCCGUGCCGUCGGUGUUUCUAACCACAAGAAGGAGCACAUCGAGGCCCUUAUCCAGGCCACCGGUGUUACUCCCGCCGCCAACCAGAUCGAGCGUCACCCCGUUCUCCAGAGCAAUGACCUGAUCCAGUACUGCAAGGAGAAGGGCAUCCACGUCACUGCCUACUCCGCCUUCGGAAACAACGGCUUCGGAGUCCCCCUCCUCAUCAACCGCCCCGAGAUCAAGGAAGUCGCCGAAUCCGUCGCCAAGCGUGUCGGCCACCCCGUCAGCGGCGCCCACGUCAUCCUUGCCUGGUCCCAGGUCGGUGGCAUCAGUGUCAUCCCCAAGUCCGUCACUCCUUCGCGUAUCGCCGAUAACUUCAAGGAGAUCGAGCUCACCGACGAGGAGAUCGCCAAGGUCUCUGAGCUGGGCAAGGAGCGUCGUCGCUACAACACCCCUUACGUCGCUAACAAGCCCCGCUGGGAUGUUGAUAUCUUUGGUGAGGAUGAGGAGAAGCCUGCUACUCACAAGGUUAUUGUUUAA